Messenger RNA from Zygotorulaspora mrakii, 2043 nucleotides. RefSeq names its product Ark/Prk/Nak family serine/threonine-protein kinase. The record is from RefSeq and is a predicted model, not a curated record. The transcript has a single exon. Gene Ontology annotation, molecular function: protein serine/threonine kinase activity; ATP binding. Gene Ontology annotation, cellular component: cytoplasm. Bases 1 to 2043 code for a protein of 680 amino acids. Gene Ontology annotation, biological process: peptidyl-threonine phosphorylation; actin cortical patch assembly; protein autophosphorylation. NCBI's taxonomy places the organism in Eukaryota, Fungi, Ascomycota, Saccharomycetes, Saccharomycetales, Saccharomycetaceae.
AUGAAUCAGCCCAAUAUCGGUAAGUAUGCGCCUGGCACAGUUCUGACAGUUGGAUCACAUCAGUGUAAAGUGCUGAACUAUAUUACAAGUGGUGGAUAUGCGCAAGUCUAUACAGCCGAAAUGUUUCCCAAUGAUGGCACCUCAGAGUCCAAUGUAGUAUGUUUGAAAAGAGUCAUUGUGCCAGACAAACCCAGUUUGAAUACUCUCAGGGCAGAGGUGGAUGCGAUGAAAUUACUGAAGGAUCGAAAGUAUGUUGUGUCCUACAUAGAUUCGCAUGCCGCAAAGUCGAGCCUCCAAAAUGGAAGUUAUGAGGUGUUUCUUCUGAUGGAAUUUUGCGCUGGGGGAGGUUUAAUUGAUUUCAUGAACACUAGACUUCAAAACAGGUUUCAAGAAUUCGAAAUUUUGAAUAUAAUGAGUCAAGUGACGCAAGGUAUUGCCGCCAUGCAUGCGUUAAUACCUCCUUUGGUUCAUCGAGAUAUUAAAAUAGAAAAUGUGUUAAUUUCACAAAGGGGCGAGUAUAAAGUCUGCGAUUUUGGUUCAGUUUGUGGAGUUAUAAGGCCCCCCAAGAAUCCUCAAGAAUUGGCAUAUGUCGAACACGAUAUCAUGAAAAGUACAACAGCUCAAUAUAGAGCACCGGAAAUGAUCGAUCUGUAUCGCGGAUUCCCAAUCGAUGAAAAAUCAGAUAUUUGGGCACUUGGUGUUUUCCUAUACAAAUUAUGUUACUAUACCACACCAUUCGAAAAAGGCGGUGAACUGGCAAUUUUACAUUCAAGGUACGAAUUUCCCGCUCAGCCACUGUAUAGCGGCAGAUUGAAAAACUUGAUUCAAACUAUGCUGAUGGAAUCGCCUAUUCAAAGACCUAACAUUUGCCAAGUUCUUGAAGAGGUCUCGAGAAUGCAAGGUCUACCCUGUCCAAUUCGGGACUUUUAUCUGCUACGCGCAAUGGAGCAGAAUGACCGGAGCAAAGACCUUCAGAACUAUCAAUUAUACAAUAGUAAAACGCAUCCAACACUUGGCCAUUCGUCCAUUCCUAUCAUAAAUACACAUCAUAUUAAUUCUUUACCAAGUAUGCAACAGGCGACACCGGUACCUCAGCAAAUGCAUCAAAUCACUACAUCAAAUACAUUGUCAACAUUUAUUCCAGUACCGCAGAUACAACAAGCACGAUCAAGUGCUCACCUUGAUGAUCUCAAGAGUCAUUUUCAGACAGCAAAGGUUGCGGACGUGGAAGGUGGAAAAAUGUAUGGUCUUCAAAACUAUCAAUCAGCCCAUUCAAAUCUCAGCAUCGCAUCAACAAGUCCAGAAAAGAGUGGUCGAGGGAAAAUCAGUCAAAUGAUGCAAUCAAAUCCAAUUCAGUAUCAUCGCGGGUCGCUUUAUGUGGACUCAGAGACACAGACUUUUGAUACAAGCACAUCCCUCGAAUCAAAAGAGCCUCGAGACCUUUCACUUCCAAAGCCUACAGUUGAUACCAUGCAGCUCACCAGAAGGGCCUUAGCUCAAAGUGCCUCUAAAACAGGAUCUAGUAUAUCGACAAACCUCACCGCAAAAGACCAGGGACGCAGUUUGUCUCCUGACACCCUAGAUAAUCACCGCGAAAAACCGUAUUCGUUGAACACCAAAACUAAUGACUUAUCAUCGGAUCAUACAUUGCAAUACCCGAGAUUGAAUCCUGUGAAGAAGCUUGAUAGCAAAUAUGAAAGAGACGGUCCCUCGAGAGAGGACUCAAAGCAGGCCAUACAAAAAAGGGUUCAUGAGUUAUUGAACUCUUCUGAGGAAUCAUUACAAGGAAACAGCCCCAAAGAAGACCAUGACCGCGAAAACGCUGAUAGACAAACUCAACCAAUCUUUCCACAUUCUAGGAAAGGAAAGGCGACACCACCUCCGCUACCACCAAAACCAGCUCAUUUGAGACCGAAAAAGCCAGCAAAGCCAAACUUUCUUCGUGGAGCUAAAAUUAAGAAGGAAGAUCAGAUAGCCGUUUUGGAUGGCGAAGUUGAAGGAUUGACGAGAAAUGUCAGAAAGGAGGUUGCGAGUACCCUUUAA